This is a messenger RNA of Clupea harengus (Atlantic herring), 3205 nucleotides long. It is a transcript of the gene slc25a25a, whose product is annotated as solute carrier family 25 member 25a. Gene Ontology annotation, molecular function: calcium ion binding. Gene Ontology annotation, biological process: transmembrane transport. Gene Ontology annotation, cellular component: mitochondrial inner membrane. The record is from RefSeq and is a predicted model, not a curated record. Lineage: Eukaryota; Metazoa; Chordata; Actinopteri; Clupeiformes; Clupeidae.
ACCGGCAUUUCAGUAUUCCGCUGCCGAGUGGCAUAGACCAUUUAGUAUUAUUUAUUUAUUUAUCGUGCACACCUUUAGAUUUUAAUUUAAAAUGUUGUCCCUCUGUCUUUACGUGCCAGUUUCCAACUCCGAUCCUGUCGAGGUUGAUUAUUUUGAGUCAAAUGGACUUCCGUCCGAGCUGAAAUCCUUGUUCAAGCUAAGCGUGCUACUCCCAUCUCAAGAAUUUUCUACUUAUCAGAAAUGGAGAAAGAAAACUGUGAAAGAGGAGAAGAAGGUAGAUGACCAGCUGGACUUUGAGGAGUUUGUCCAUUAUCUUCAGGACCACGAGAAAGAUCUCAAACUCGUCUUCAAGACACUGGAUAAAAAGGAUGCAGGUCACGUUGAUGCCAAAGAGAUCGUGGAGUCGCUACGAGACCUUGGCGUCCACAUUACACUACAGCAGGCCGAACGGGUUCUGAGCAGUGUGGACAAAAAUGGGACGAUGACCGUUGACUGGAAUGACUGGAAGAACCACCCCACCCUACAGCCAGUGGAGAACAUCCCUGAGAUCAUCCUCUACUGGAAACACUCUACGAUCUUUGACGUUGGGGAGAACCUGAUGGUCCCUGAUGAGUUCACCACAGAAGAAAAGCUGACAGGAAUGUGGUGGAGACACCUGGUGGCAGGUGGGGGCGCAGGCGCAGUCUCCCGAACUUUCACUGCUCCCCUGGACCGCCUCAAGGUUAUCAUGCAGGUGCACGGAUCUCGGAACAUGUGCCUCAUGAGCGGGCUGACCCAGAUGAUUAAAGAGGGCGGCGUCCGGGCGCUGUGGAGAGGAAACGGCAUCAACAUCAUCAAAAUAGCCCCCGAGACGGCCCUCAAGUUCAUGGCCUACGAACAGAUUAAGCGUAUGAUGGGGAGCAACCAGCAGACUAUUGGCAUCUCCGAGCGCUUUAUGGCGGGCUCUCUGGCAGGAGUCUUCGCCCAGAGCGUCAUCUACCCUAUGGAGGUUCUGAAAACCCGGUUGGCGCUGAGAACGACGGGCCAGUACAGCGGCAUCUCGGACUGUGCCAAGCAGAUUCUCAGGAGGGAGGGCAUGAGAGCCUUCUACAAAGGCUACGUUCCCAACAUGCUGGGCAUUAUCCCCUACGCCGGCAUCGACCUGGCGGUGUAUGAGACUCUGAAGAACUCCUGGCUGCAGCGGUACAGUUCUGAGAGCAAACACCCGGGCGUUUUAGUUCUGCUGGCUUGCGGAACCGUCUCCAGCACGUGUGGCCAGCUGGCAAGCUACCCCCUGGCCUUGGUCCGGACCCGCAUGCAGGCGCAAGCUACACUACAGAGCGGUGGCCCCCAGAGCUCCAUGACCGGGCUCUUCAAGCAGAUCCUCCAGACAGAGGGCCCCACCGGUCUUUACCGGGGCCUGACCCCAAACUUCCUAAAGGUCAUCCCAGCCGUCAGCAUCAGCUACGUGGUGUACGAGCACAUCAAGUUGUCCCUGGGGGUGCAGUCUCGUUGAAGAGGGGUCUCUAUGCUGGAAACAAACUCUGUUGUCACUUGUUAUUUUUGGAGGGAGACGUGAAAGGGAUCGAAGAAUCAUACUGUCUCUGCGCCUCAGACCCUGUGAGGAGUUGAGUCGUCGCCCUGUUGAGGGAAUGAGGACUAAGGGAGUGCACAAGAAGUGAAAGGGGAUGGACGGACUAUGGCUACUUCAGGAAGCGAAUGAGUACGGACUAUGAAUACUUCAGGAAGUGAAUGAGUAUGGACUAUGAAUACUUCAGGAAGUGAAUGAGUAUGGACUAUGGAUACUGCGCCAAAGUGGGGAAGGCGCCUUCAACCAACACUGCUGCUGUUUUUGAAAUAGAUUUAUUUUAUUAACUUUGAGAGACCAUUGUACUUUAUGGAAUACUGAAACUAGGGACCACGUUUAUGUUGAAGUCUGAGGGUGAGUUCAUUUCCACCUUGGAAAAGGUUGACGUGUGUGUGUGUGUAUUUGUGGGUGUAUGAGGGAAUGAACGAACAGAAGACACUUGAUGUAUUUCUCCAACUGAAAGCAUUAACAGGUAUCUGUCCCAGCGAGCAGCACCAAGUCAUGUUGUUCUGAAAGGGCGACCUCAAGCUCAGGUGGAGGAGUACAAAUUACAGUGAAGAAGUCUCAACCAUGUUUGCCUCACACUACACACAGCUUCACUCUGGCACAUAGGACUGCUGGGGAAGGGAGUGUGGAGGCUCGGGGCCUUGCCUUGCCCUGGGCCGGCGUAUUUAUUUGAUCGGUUUCUUUAUCUUUAAGCGUGAGCUCACACUGCCCUCUCUGCUCUGCUCUACUGGUCUGACUAGUGGAUAUAUUUAUGUAUGACAGACAGAUAUUUAUUUUUUUAUCGUGUCAGUGAAGAGUUGGGGAAGAUGGUUGUGAAUGUUGUUUUUGAUCUGUGGGUAUCGCCUCAAAAACGUCUUUCUGAUGCCUCUGGGAGAUUGUGAAAGAUUAUGCCCACGUUCAGCUUGAUGUUUCAGAAUCGGAGCAAUUUUGCUUUUUUUAUGUAAAGAGCUACCAGCUUACGUUACAAAAUGAAGACGUUUGCAUCGACGUGUUAAACUUGUUGAAUCGAAACCUCGGUCGCUCAUUCAGUAUUGUUUAAAGAUAGCCUUUAAUUCAACACAUUUUUCAGAAGUUGAGGUAAAAAAAUCAAUGGGAUUCCAUGUACACAGAAGCCUUUCACUGUUUUUGCCUCAAGUUUGAUUUAAAAUGAAUGCACUUUAAUGGCUUCAGUCACUUUUAAAAUGUAAUUUACAGUUGGGGACGAGCAUUAAAUCACUGGGUUUGUGUGUCACUAAAAUGUGACUCCUCUCUUUUUUUUUUUUUCUUCUUUGUUUUUUUAAAUGGGCAAAUCAUUCCAAAUAUGUUAAGUUUAAAAAAAGCAACAAGGAGACUACACAGGUUCUGAGGUGAUUUGGGUGGAUUGUUAUCAGUAAAUAUGAAAAGAAUUAUCCUAUUUUUUUCAGUAUACUUCACUACAACUGAAUGUAAACCACUGCCCUUGAAUACAACUAGCAUUUGCAGAUGUGAGGCCUCAGGGACCAAGUUGAAUUAUUUGUCCUUCGUAGCAUUGUAAAUGGUUAGCUAGUUUUGUCUAUUUUUCUGUUCUAUUCUGUUAGCCCUCUGUGUUGCAUUUAACAGAUCUGAGAAGAUGUACGCUCUGGACUUAUCAAAUAAAAAACACAUUUUAAAAUA